Cololabis saira (Pacific saury) is the source of this 2103-nucleotide messenger RNA. RefSeq names its product cytohesin 1 interacting protein (gene cytip). The record is from RefSeq and is a predicted model, not a curated record. The transcript is spliced from 8 exons. Gene Ontology annotation, molecular function: protein binding. NCBI's taxonomy places the organism in Eukaryota, Metazoa, Chordata, Actinopteri, Beloniformes, Belonidae. The coding region runs from base 390 to 1472 and encodes 360 amino acids.
GGAGGUGUGAGCCCGGCCCUUUCUCAUGCAUUGCUGAUUUCUGACAGACCAUAAAUCGAAUUGCUAAGACUGCAUAAAAAGGAAAGGGGGAUAUUUGAAGGGGAAUUAUGCACAAUGGCUUUAACAUUCUCCCCUCCUUUCCCCCCUUAAAAAGAAAAGCAGACCAGCACUUCUCAAGAAAGAGAACAGGGUUAAAGGAGGGCAACAGGAAAGAAGGUAUGUGAGCUGUGUGAUCUGCAGAUGCAGGGCCACCGCAGCUGUCACAUGACGUGGAUUUCCGCUUUGACACACUUUGCUCUGGGUUGCACCCACAGCCGGGCAGGGCCACACAAUCACCGGGGAGCUGCUGCAGCAGGACGCGAUGCUGCUGUGAGCAGGACUACUCUACCAUGCAGUCCACCAUGAAUGUUAAUGGAGUCCCACGCCAGGGCAGCCAGAACAAUGACUUUGUGGAUAAUAACUCCCUAAAGAAGAAGUCCCUGUGGUACCGGCGCUCCCUGCGGGGCAGCGCUGACCGGGCACGGCCCCACAGCGGCUCCCUGCCCAGAGUCUGCAAGCCCAAGCACACCCGCACCAACUCGCUGGUUGAUUACGCAGACCCACAAAGGACAACUAUUGUAUUAGAAAAACAAGACAAUGAAACAUUUGGUUUUGAAAUUCAGACUUAUGGCAUGCGGCUGAACAACAGCUCUGCGCUGGAGAUGUGCACGUUAGUGUGCAAGGUGAAGGAGGACAGCGUGGCUGAGAGCGCAGGGCUGACCGCAGGUGAUGUGAUAGUCACCAUCAACGGUGUCAGCAGUGAAGGACUGUCACAUCAGCACAUACUUGAUCUAAUAAGAGAAUCGACCAACAGUCUACAGCUGCAGACUGUGUGUGGGAAUAUCGUGAAGCAGAUAGAGCUGAAGAAGAGACUGAACGUGCUCGAGCAAUCGCUACGUGAGAAGUGGCUCGAGCUUCGGGAGCUUACUUUACAGGAAAAACGUCUAAUGCGAGGUCAUUUGGACGACAGCAGUCUGCACCUGCUGAUGGACUCCUCGGCCGCUCUGAGCUCCCCCGUCGGCUACCGCGGCCGCCGUUUCUCCAGCGACAGCAGCUGCAGGAGUGCGAUGACGGAUGACAGCGACCAGGCCAGCGUGUUCGGGGAUCCCAGCUCCUUCAGCCCCUGCAGCGCAGUCAGCGCCGCCUCGGACGACGGCUGCUUCUUCUCCAAAGACUUCUCGUCGCAGAACAGCUUCAAGAGGGUUUCGUCGAGCUCCGGCUACCGCCACCAGCCCCUCAGCCGCUCCAGCAGCUCCAGCUUGGCCAGCGGCAGCAGCUCUCCGUCUCCCUCCUGGGAGGAAACCAGGAUCUCCUCGUUGUUCGGGACUCUGCCCCGGAAAGGCAGGAGAUCCAGCGUGCGCAAACACAUCUUCAAGUUGAUUCCUGGACUCCAGCGAUCGGUGGAAGAGGAAGAAAUGGGGACAACCACUUGAUGCUCACUCACCCCUUGUGACAGUUUAAUAUUCAGGGUUGGUUUAAAGGGUUUCACGUGGUGAAAACACACUUUUGAGGCUGGUUGGUCAAAGUUCACCCCCCCGUGCUUCCUGAGCCUUUACAAUGAUCCAAACUCACUGUUUGGAUUAAACUUGAAGAGCAAAAGCAUUAUCAAUAUGAGAGUGCGUUGGAUGAAUGUACACACAAAUGACUGUAUUGUAUAAUAUUUCACUUAUCCUACUAACUUGAAUAAAAAAGGCUUUUCUUUCUGCACAAUCACACUAUGAACAGCAUUAAUCAGAACGGCAUGAAUUACAGCAGCACAUGUAUAUUCAACUUUCUGUGGGAUAGAAAAGAGAAGCAGCACUUAUAUCAUGUUCAGGUGUUCAAAAGCAAAACCAAAUUUCUUAACCAUAUACCCGUCUGCUCCUCUCAAAACAGGAUGUGGCCAUGAGAGUACUAUUGAACACUUUUCACAUCCAAAAAUACUUUCAAGACACAUUUUGGUGCUCAGAAAAGCUGAUCUUUGUAAAUACUGCAUGUUCUGAAAAUUGUCCAAUUGUGCUUUUUGUACUAUGCUUUAUCUUCUGCAAUCAUAUCAAGAUGAAAUGUGAAAAAAAUUAAGAGUAA